AGCCCCACCCAAUUUGUCAAAACAACUGCUUUGUUCAAACAUGUCAGAACGUAUCAGGAAAGUGUCAAGAGAUGAAACCGCUGAAAACGAAGGACCUCCUUUGGAUGUGCACGUCGCUGUUAUGGCUGAUGAUUUAAAAAGCUUGCAAGAGCUCAUCCAGUCUGGAGCACCACAGCUACAUCACAAAACUCUUGAAACAGCUUUGCAUGUAGCUGCAAGAGCUCCAGCACUGGAAUGUUUAAAGUGGCUUUUGGAAAACUAUAUUAAUUCUCCGAAAGAUUGUGAUUACAAGGGCAGUACUCCGUGCCACUAUGCUGUGGUAUAUGGCAACCUUGAAGCUUUGAAGAUUUUGCUCAAUCAUGACGUAAAGAUUAGAAAAGAAUUAUCUGAAAUGAAAGAGGAGAAUGGUCUCACCAUAAUGGGUUUUGCAACAUUACAAGGUGAUUUAAAAACUGUUGAAUGGAUUUCAAAUAAUUUUCCUGGCCUUGCUUAUGUAAGAGAUAUAAGUGGAAAUUUACCAAUUCACCUUGCCGCUGCUGGAGGUGCGUUAGACAUAGUUAAAUUUUUGAUUGAUUGUUAUGGUAAAGAUUAUGCCUCCGAAUCUGGUUCUGAGAAAAAGUUCCAACCGUUGUAUUAUGCUGUUGAUAAAGGUAAAACCGAUGUUGUAAAAUAUCUCGUUGAUGAGGUGAAAGUUGAUCCACUUGCUAAAGCAAAAGGAGGAAUGACCACUCUUCAUGCUGCAGUUACAGCUCAUCAAGUGUCUAUUACUAAAUGGCUUAUUGAGAAACUCGGACCAAGUAUGAUUCUAGCUAAGUCUGAUGAUGGUGCUACUCUUCUUCACUUGGCAGCAGCUGAAGGCCUGCCAGAUUUGCUUGAAUUUCUGAUAGAAUCACUUCCAGACAAAUCAUCUGUUAAUGUUGUUGAUAACAGUGGUUCAACACCAGCUCAUGAUGCAUCUGAGUUUGGUGAACGUGAUACACUGCUUAUUUUAUUAAAGUAUGGAGCAGAUAUUUCAAUGACGAAUCAGAGUGGAGAAACACCUUUUGACUUAGCUGUUCAAAACAACCACAAUGACUUAAUUGGGAUCUUGGCUGAUUUUCGAGAAAAUAAGACAAAAGCACUCCAGUCCUACGUUCAAGACAAAAGUGAUACUGUUCGUACAAAAAGAGAAGAAGCUAAUGAAAUUACAGACCUAAUUCAACAAACUGCUGAUAUUGUUGAAAAAAGAAAAGAAGAAGAAGUGUCACGAAAAAUAUCUUUGCAAAGAUUAACUGAUGAAGAUGACUUGGAUGACAGUGGUGAUGAACUAGAACGGGAACUUAUGAAAGACAGAGAAAGUGAUCGAGUUAGUCGGUCAAAAUUAAGAGUUAGUAAGGAUGAGACUGAUGAUAUUCCUCAUGAGACAAGUGCAGAAGGACAUAUAUAUGCAAAAGUCAAGAAGAAAAAAUUGCCUCAGGAAAUAAAGAAAAAUUCAAGAGAUGAGCACAUGUCUGAAACUGGUUCUGUUGCCUCUUCUCAUCGUGUUGGAAGAAUAACAGCAAGUUCAUUAGAAUAUCAAAAGAAGAAAGGUAACAAGUUUGUAUCAGAAAAUGAUUCAACAUCUUCUGUUGGCACAAGUGUUAGCCGCUCCAAAAAAGUUGAUCAUUUCCAUGACCCAAGACAGUAUGGCUAUUAUCCCGGACAUUUCCAUCCUUUUGCUCAUUUUCAUCACAAAAGACCUCCCCGCAGUACUUCAGGAUCAAGCAUUGCCUCAACUGGUACAGGAGCACGGUAUCCACCUCAUCCACCAGCAUCAUUGCCUCCAGGCUAUCCACAGUAUCCUUAUAUGCCGGCAAUGGUAGCUCAGUACUAUGGAUAUCCAUAUCCACCUCAAUAUUAUCCAGUUCAUCCAAAAGCAAAAGGUAUUAAUGACAGAAUUCACAUGGAAGCAUUACAAAAAGCUAGUGCAGGUCAGUUUUUAUUCCCUCCACAACCAGGACCUUAUGCUGGAUAUCACCCACGAAAUUAUGGACAUUUUGGGGGGCAUAGAAAAAAUCGGCCUACUUCUGGAAAUUCAAGUGCAAUUAGUGUUCCUAUCAACAAAGGAAAGAGUCGUCAUACAGAUAGAGCUAUUGGAUUUGGCCCAGCAACACUAGAGGAUGUAGGAUUAGAGGAUCAAGCAAUAGAUCAUCCCGCUCCUCCUCCAAUUACUAAAGGAGGAAAGGUUGAUCACAAUCCUUCUGAAUUGGUUCAUGCCAAUUUUAUCAUGAUGAAGGCUGAUGAACAAGGAAAAAUUCCUUCACAAGCAUCAGAAGGAACAAAACUUCAACGUGCUAAGCAUCCUGACAAAUAUGAUGGAAGGUAUGAUGACUGCAUUGAAACAGAUUCAGAAGAUGAAAAAGAGCUACCAGAAUAUAUCAGUGUUGCAACUUUAGCAGAAAGUGCUUUAAUAUUGCUCAUGCUACCAAUACUUGGGUUGAAAGGGAUUGAAAAGCAUCGUCCUGAGGAGCAGAAGUUGUCUCCAAAAGCUUAUGAUGCAAUGGAAGCUCAAAAAACAUCAAAGCAGUGGAGCAGUCAGCAAAAUUCAGCCGAGCAAGUGAAGAAACGCAAGAAUCAAGAUGUUAACGAUUGGUCUGAAAUGUUAGGUGUCUCAUUAGCAGCACCUCAAACAUCCAUGUCUAAAGAUAUUAGUGGAUCAAUUCGUGCAAGAAAUUUUGCUUUUCAAGAGCUGAAGCCCUCACCACUUCAUCAGUCCAUGAAUUCACUCCCAGUAAAUGAUGAUGAGAAUGAUGAUGAUGAUAUUAUAUCUGUAGUCAUUGGUGGUGAAACAGAAGAAGAAAAGAAAAUUAGAUAUUCUAGUAAGCAUGAGAAAUUGGUGAAGAGAGACGGAAAAUCAAGAAGCCGUGAGGGUUCAACAAAAAAGACAAGAUCUCACAAGGAAAAAUCCAACAAACAAGAAAAAACUGAGAAACAAAAAAAGAGAACAACAAGUGCAAAGGAAUCUAGCAAAAGGAAAUCGACUAAAAAGACAACUCAAAAGAAAGAGACUGUUGAAACCGGCACAGAUCAAAAGAAGAGUAAAAAGAAGAAAAUGACAGUGAAACCUUCUUCAGAAAAAGACACUGUAGUGCAGUUGAAGAUAGUUGAUCAAGAGAAGGCACCUCAUGAAUCUUCUGAGGUUGUAACAUCUGUCACUAUUGAUACUGGAGGUCACAAGCAACCUGUUGAAGUCCCCAACAUUGCUAUCAUUUCUGAUUCAGACAAUGAUGAGCCAAAGGAAAGAAAUCUUGCAUCCCCAUCUUCUCAAGGAAGCGUUGAUGUAGACCAUAUAUUUGCUGAUACUGAGAAAGAGAUUGAGCAAAUGCUUGCUGGUAUGCCUAGAUCUUCCAGUAUGGAUGGUGAGCAGCAAGAACUAAGCUUUAUGAAUCAUGAACAGGGAAAUGGACAACUUGAAAAACUUGAAGUUAUGUUCCCACAGAAUUCAGCCCAACCAGGUCUGGGUACUGAUGAUUUCUUAUCUGUAAUUGAGGCUCUUAAUAUGAAGCCAGAAGACUUGACACCACAACAAGAGGCUAGAGUUACCCUGAUACAGAAUAUUAUACAAGGCAAAGAUCCUCAAUUAAAAGCACAACUGUUGUCAUUGAUGUCUCAAAGUGGAUGGACACCUGUUGGUGAUAAAAUGGAAGAUGUCUCCAGUACUCAAUUACUUGCUGAUAUUGAGAAUAAACUAUUGGAGUCACAGGAAAACCAACGUAAGGAAGCCGAACGUUCAAAAGCUGAACUUUCAGAAACCAUCCAAAGAGGUCUUGCAGAGCACAUGAAGAGCUUACAGUUGCAGCUUGAGCAACAACAGAAGGAAUUUCUAGAACAACGCAAGCUUUUUGAGCAAGAAUGGAAGGCAACACUUUCGAAGCAUAGGCUGAGUAGUGACAGUGAUUCAUCGGAUGAUAUGGUACAAGCCACACCACAUCCUGUUAUAGCAAAUGCGAGAGGGCGAACAAAUACCAUGGAAGCAAAAUUGCAGCACCAGUCUCCACUAAAAUGGGAAGAUUUUGACAAGAGAAACGAUCGUAUACCAGACCCUCCUCCUUUGCCUGGUGUGGCAUAUUUACUAGAUGAAGUUGAUGAUCCUGCUGCCAAAAGGAUAGUAAAGGGACAAAGAAGAAGCACUACAUUUCAAGUGCAACAGACAAAUAGAGCUCUUGAGAAGUUCGAAUCUCUAGACUUGUUAGACAUUGAAGAUGAUGAUGACUAUGAUGACGACGAAUCUGAUGAAUUGACAAUGGCAGAGGCCAAACUUGCAACAAGAAAAAGAGCAGAUAUUCUUAAAGUUCAAGAAAGCAGGCAAAAGAAGAGCCUUGAAGCUUUUGUUCAGAACACAAAAUUAAAUACAGCAAACACAAUUACAGUAUCGUAGGAACUACUUGACUUUUUGCAAUACUUAAUUAUAAUUCCUUUUUAAAUAACAGUUUCUGUAAAUCA
Amphimedon queenslandica is the source of this 4461-nucleotide messenger RNA. RefSeq lists its product as uncharacterized. Gene Ontology annotation, biological process: monoatomic ion transmembrane transport. The record is from RefSeq and is a predicted model, not a curated record. Gene Ontology annotation, molecular function: protein binding; transmembrane transporter activity. Gene Ontology annotation, cellular component: transmembrane transporter complex. The transcript is spliced from 33 exons. NCBI's taxonomy places the organism in Eukaryota, Metazoa, Porifera, Demospongiae, Haplosclerida, Niphatidae. The coding region runs from base 41 to 4396 and encodes 1451 amino acids.